GGACGAGAUCCAACGCAUCAAAUCUGUGAAUCCUGAUAUAUCCCACAGAGAGGCCUUCAGUGCAGCUGCUAAGAAUUGGGCCCACUUUCCACACAUUCACUUUGGUCUCAUGCCUGACCAGACUGUGAAGAAGACAAACGUGCGCCAGCAGGAAGGAGAGGAUGUUCUGAUGAAAGAUGGGUUUUUUGCUUCAGCUAAUAACGUUCGUGUCUCUCCUUACUAAGUGAGAACUGCAAGCUGCAAGCUGCAAGCUGCUGCAGCUUUGAUGUGUUUGUUGUGGUGGUGGAAGAAAAGCAGAAUUGUGAUGAUGCCUAAAGUCUAAAAUUAAUUUCUUCACAACGGCCAUAUGUUGAUAACUAUUUAGAUGUAGGCUUAAGAUUUUAAUAUCUACAGUUUGGUUAAAAGAAAAACCCUUGUAUUUUGAAGACUUUAUUAUCCUUUAAUUAUUAUGUUAUGGUAAUAUAUAGCUCACCAGUGUUGCUAGAUGCUGGCCAAUCAA
This is a messenger RNA of Prunus avium (sweet cherry), 499 nucleotides long. NCBI's taxonomy places the organism in Eukaryota, Viridiplantae, Streptophyta, Magnoliopsida, Rosales, Rosaceae. The record is from RefSeq and is a predicted model, not a curated record.